Molecule: messenger RNA, 2289 nt
Organism: Kockovaella imperatae
Lineage: Eukaryota; Fungi; Basidiomycota; Tremellomycetes; Tremellales; Cuniculitremaceae
Exons: 7
Coding region: 239-2038 (599 amino acids)
Biological process (GO): DNA-templated transcription; regulation of DNA-templated transcription
Cellular component (GO): nucleus
Molecular function (GO): DNA-binding transcription factor activity, RNA polymerase II-specific; DNA binding; zinc ion binding
Source: RefSeq, a predicted model, not a curated record
AUGCCGAUCGGGGGUCUCCGCUAUGUCUCCGACACGAUUCUGAGGGGCAAUAGCGGGGGGCCAAAGUCAGAAUUGGACUCGUCGCUGUCAAAAGGCUUCUGCAGCGACUCCUGCGAAAGGUACGAGAUGUUCUUAAACUGACCCGGUCGGCGUCUCCGAAGAUUAUCAUUGGGGGAUUCGCAUCGACGCCGAAACAAAACGGUGCCAUCGGAUCAAAGACAAACACACCUCUGAGCAGAUGAUACCGUUUGUAUCAGGCUUCUGGCCAACGCAAGCCUCCACUGUCGAAGCCUCCAUUCUCACUCAGGGAGCAGAGGAAGAAGCGACGAAGGAUGCGGAUCCCCAACCCAGGCGCAUUAGAACCGGAUGCAAAAGUUGUCGUCGAAGACGGGUCAAAUGUGGAGGAGGGCCAGGAGACUGUUUGAAUUGUCGAAAGCGAAAGCUAGAGUGUGAAUACGAUGUUGUCACCGUGUCCAAACGUGCGACAUCGUGCGCUGCUUGUCGGAUUUCCAAGGCCAAAUGUUCACGGGACCUUCCUGCAUGUUCGAGAUGCACCAAAAAGCUCGUGACUUGCACUUACGAUAAUGUCAAGCCGCUCGGCGACGAAGAAGUGGUCUACUCGGCUACUUCUACCAGAAGUCCAUUAUCAGUUCCUGUCGCGUCUGAAAGCUGGUUAUCCCAGUCGGUCAUCGAGCAACACAUCGAAGCGUUCUUCACCUUCUGUUACCCGAAUCAGGUCAAUGCGUUUUUGCGCCGACCGCAGGUGAUUCGCGGGGCGAAAGACGGUUCCAUCCAGCCCUUACUCGCAAAGGCGAUCUGCAUGAUAUCUGCCCGGUUCCUCGUCCCGCAGACGUCCCAUCCGGAGGGAGGCGAUCACGUCGCCAACUGGUCGACGGAGAUCAGGAUGCAUAUCCUGAAUUCAUUCAAUCAAUUUUCAACCACAACGUUGGCUAUCGUAUUACUCCUCAUUCAGCAUGAGUAUAACAGCGGUAUAUACGGCAGCAGCUGGGUCAUGGUGGCCCUAGCAUCUCGCAUAGCUUUUGGAUUGAAUCUUCGAGUCGAAAGCGGCUCAUCUUGGGCGGAAGCGGAGUACAGACGUCGUCUCAUGUGGGCCGUAUUCUAUUGGGACUCGUACGCGGGGGCCGGGUUGGCCGAAUAUAUCACUUGUCCACUGGAGAAAAUCAGCUUGCCUUUACCCAGCAACGAUAGGAAUUUCGGGCUGUCGAUUCCAGUGUACUCACAAUCCUUUGACCUCGAUACGCAUCGUCCACAGACCGGUUGUGAUGGCAUCCUCUCUCGCCUCGUAUGGAUCAUGUCUAUAAGGGCCCGAAUCAUCUCUUUCGUCAAAAACCCGCUCACAAGCCUUCGACCUUGGGAGGAAGGUUCGAGCUACCAAGCUGCUAUCGAGGCUCUGGCACACUGGCUAGCUACUCUACCACCUGAAUUAGCCCUGACUGCCGACAAUAUCCACGCGAGGGAUACAACGAAUCAACUCGGGGGGUUUAUAGCUCUUCAUCUUUGGCACGCACAGCUACACUGCGAUUUGUAUCGGUUGGCAAUGCCAGAUCUAGCAGAGUCUGCUCCGCCUUCUUACUUUGAUGAUGCGCCCCCAUCAUGGAAGACCGAUGCACGAGCUCUCUGCUUUGUGUACGCUCAGCAAAUAGGUCAAAUACUAUCCCUCGUGCGCGAUGCAAUCCCAACCUUUGUCCCGCAUGACAUGUUUUUCCCCAUCUUUGUUUACGAAUCUUGCCGGAAUCAGAUCCAGUAUCUCAAAUCGAUCGGCGAGACAAUACAGACUGAUAAUGGGACUCGCAUCUUCGAAGAGAUGAUGUCAAUGGUUCGAGCCAUGAUAGCAGUCUUCCCGACUGCGCGUAACCUUCUAUUCGAAAUCCAUGGCUUAUUCUUUCAGAGUGGUGUGGUCUUAAAUUUCGCGUGGGAGGACUGCAGCCCAAUUACGACGAUUGGUCCUCACGCUCUACAGCAUGGUACGAUCCUCAGCCAGAUGCACCCUUUGCGUUGGCAUCAACCCGACUCAUAGGAAAUCCCUGGCCUGGGGCGUGGUCUGGCAUGUGGCCAGCAAGCCGAAUCGAUACUCUGGAAUGAUCUUGUGAUUGACUCAGAUUAGAGCUGAACAAGCCAGACAUCUAUGGUUUGCACAGAAUUGGCAGAGCUUGGAGGACGCGUGUUGGACUGCAUUCGUGGGCCGAGACAAAGAUAAGCUCUCAAGGCAUUGAGCAAUUCGCUCAUCCAAUGAUAAUUCACGCAUGCAUAUGACCGAGGGUGCUGUUA